AACAGAUGCAGGAGCGAGUUUUAUUAACAAAUUUGCUGUGUUAUUUUUCAGUGUGUGAUGAUCUAAAUUUCUUGAUGUAUCACUCAUAACUCCACUCUGAGGUCUGACAGCACUUGUGGAUUGCCAUUACUAACAGUUCCGUGGAGGAUGGACACAUAUUAGCGCUAUAAUAUCUGUGAGAGUAUAUAAUCGUUAUUAACUUUGUCUUAUUGGAAUGCCCCGAUCCUUUCUCAUUAAGAAAGAAGAGGACAACAUGAGUGAUACAACAGUUGACCCACUACACCGAAGUGCCUUUACCAUAGUCUCCCCGAAAAGAAAAGACCUGUCUAGCGAUUCCGGCAUGCGGUCACCAUCACCAACACAUUCGUCAAAGUCUACGUCAUCACUUUCUCCUGGAAGUGGAUCCAUGUCGGACCAAACGGAAGACAAUCACCAAGGGCAGAUAGGCCAGUCGUCACUAGAGGGACCCAACUUCAACGCAUUCAGACCUUGGCUGUGUGAACCGAUUAAAAAACAAGCACACACGAACAAAACCCCAUCAUGUAUAAAUGUGCCCUCACACGCGGCCCUCCAGAACGUUCUGAAGACUGCCACCAUGUCCGAUUUAUACCGAUACCAGUUUGCGCAAGUCUUUUACCGCUCUCCACUCUUUUCGUACGGACAGGCGUCCUUCUGGACAGAUCCACGCAUUUACCGUUAUUUGGGGCAACGGAAGGACAUAGCUAACCCGUUCCUGCCGAAUAUGAUGAAGUAUUCAGAGGAGGGCGAGGUAACAGGUGUAGCCAAAGGUUCCUUUGAGUGUAUGAAGUGUUUGAAGCAGUUCAGCACCCCACAUGGACUUGAGGUGCACGUACGGCGGUCCCACAGCGGACGACGGCCGUACGCAUGUGAAGUGUGUAACAAGACGUUCGGACACUCGGUCAGUCUGACCCAACAUAGGGCGGUGCACACACAAGAGAAGAGCUUCCAGUGUCAGCAGUGUGGGAAGAGCUUCAAGCGGUCGUCCACUCUGUCUACACACCUGCUCAUUCACAGCGACACUCGCCCCUACCCCUGUCCUUACUGCGGAAAAAGGUUUCACCAAAAGUCCGACAUGAAGAAACAUACAUACAUUCACACAGGAGAGAAGCCAUACAAAUGCACACACUGUGGAAAGGCCUUUAGUCAGUCAUCCAACCUCAUCACACACUGCCGUAAACAUACGGGGUUCAAACCCUUCUCCUGCGACAAGUGCGGUCGCUCUUUUCAACGCAAGGUUGACUUCCGACGCCACCAGGAGACUCAACACACAGAAGAAAGUGUACCAGUGGAAUCAGUAGCAACAGUUCCGAGUCUGUCUCCGCAGCACGUGACCGGUCUGUGAGGGCGAGUUGUCCCACUGGUAAUGAAGGUUCUUUAAUACCGUGACAUGGCGCGUAAGAAGGCAGCAUUUAGAAGAGCGAUGGGUCAACUUGGGAUGGUUCAACUUUCCAAUUCCUAUUACCCCGUACGCAUGUUCUAAUAAACGAAAACAAUUUGUCAACUACCAGAGUUGUUCAAUAGCGGAUUUGUUCAGUGGAUUCAGCGUGUUUUGACUUUUUAACUCGUGAUACUACAUUACCAUGGUAACUACAGUAAUGGACAGACAUUGAUGAUGGGAUCACUGGCGUUACGUAAAUGCACGUGAGUGCUGUGAGAAGUGCUAUAAAUAAGUGUUAUGGACGGCCCAGAUGUUACUUGUUAAAGACAGAACAAUUCAGUAAUCGCUCAACUUAACAAAGACUGUUCCUAAACGUGUUGAGAUGUACUGUUCAUUAAAAUAUUCCAUAUUAAGUUAUUGAUACUGUUAUUGAAAUUUAUUCCAUAAUUUAUAUGACGACGGGUGUCCGAACGUGUUUUAGUGUUACGUGUGGCAUAGUCAUGCGCAUUCUGUGAUAAAUGGCAGUUUUAAUAAUUCAUUUUCUUUUUCAUUUGUGUCAUCAUAUUUUAGGAAUAGUCUUUUUACAUCUUAAUGACAUUUACACGCUAUACCUUUAUGAAUUUAUUACUGAUUAAAGCGAUUAUCUAAAGUACCCAGUCAGAAAUGCUUGAUGUUUAGGGAUUGGUAUUGAGGUAUAGCGCGAGUUUCUAUGUUCCAUAUAAACCUGGUGAGGAUACCAUGGUUUAACUCUGCACGGGUGUGGGCAAAUUCAUUAGUUUGUAUUGGUCCGUUUUAGAUAACUGGAUGUUUUGAGUGAGAAGAAAGUUCUGCUAUAAAAAAAACACAAUAAAAAUGGAUGUUGAAACUUUUUUGCCUCUUAGUCAGAAAAAAAUUCCUUGAACCUGUUUCUAAAUUUUGACACCACAUAACCGAUACACAAGUAAUAAGUAUUUUGAAAUUCAGCUUUCUGCAUGACUUUAUUUUGGAAAUGAUAUUCCGUAUCAUUAAAUCAUAACGACUUCUUCCUACCCGUUUUGUUGUUGAUGAUACAUGCUAUAUCAAAGGAUAAACUGUGUACAUGAAUGCUAUCGAGCGAAUUGAUUACCUAAAUGUAUCAUUGAUACACAUAGUUCUCGGAUUACAAUCAAACUCACUCAACUUUUGUUUAUGCAAUUUUACAUGUCAUUGUUUAUUAGAAAUAUCAAUGUAGCUUAUAAUAAAUUAUGA
Mizuhopecten yessoensis (Yesso scallop) is the source of this 2626-nucleotide messenger RNA. RefSeq names its product zinc finger protein Gfi-1b-like. Bases 215 to 1363 code for a protein of 382 amino acids. The record is from RefSeq and is a predicted model, not a curated record. The transcript has 4 exons. Lineage: Eukaryota; Metazoa; Mollusca; Bivalvia; Pectinida; Pectinidae.